AGAGGCUUUUCAUUUUUGUGGCUAAAGUGCUCAACUACCUUUGUACCCAUCUCCUUCCUCUGGUUUCACACCCACCCAACCCUAUCAAAACCCUAAUAAAAAACCUUAACUAAAAAAACUCAAAUUUUGCGUCAAUGGCGUCAUCACCUCUAUCAAUCCCAUUAAAACCAUCAUUCCAUCAACAAAAAACCUCAUUUGUUAACCCACCAACUUUACAUUUCAUCAAACCAAACACCCAUUAUUCCCUUUCAAAGUCUACGCUCAAAGUCCAAGCCUCAUCAUCCAAACAUCCAAACAACCCAUUAACCCAAUCCAUUAAACAAACCGCCCGGACCAUCAUUUUGACCGCCACAGCCGCCGCCGUUGUAAUUUCCAAAUUCCAAAAAUACUCUGCUUUAGCUGACCCAAUAACCCAGACAGAAACAGCCCAAACUACAGAAUUAUCAUCCGAAGUCCAUCAAGAAACAGCCCAAUUACCAAAUUUCUUGGAAUCAAACCCUGAAGCUAUAUCUGCCAUGAAGACAUUGCUAGAAGAGAAGCUAGAAGCAGGGGAAGAUGAAGAAAGUUUGAAGCUUUUGAAAAAACUUGUUUCGGCCCAGCCCGAAAACAUGGACUUUAAGUUCUUGUUAGCUAGAUUGUUAAACGAAAUGGGUGAAAUCGAACCGGCCCGAGAAGCAUUAGAGGAAAUAUUAACGAAAAACCCGUUUUCAUUUGAGGCAUUGUUUGAAAAUGCAUUGAUAAUGGAUAGUUGUGGAGAAGGUGAAUUAGUGAUCAAAAGAUUAGAAAAGGCUUUAGAUAUUGCAAUUAAAGAAAAUAAGGAAAAAGAAGCUAGAGAUGUGAGAUUGAUAAUUGCACAAUUUAAGUUUUUGCAAAAGAAUGUUGAUGAGGCUUUAAAGAGUUAUGAUGAGCUUUUAAGUGAAGACCCGAAUGAUUUUCGACCUUAUUUUUGUAAAGGAAUGAUUUAUAGUUUGAUUGAUAAUGAUGAUGAAGCUAAAAUUUGGUUUGAAAAGUAUCGAAAGCUUUCCCCUAAGAAGUUUGAUGUGGAAGGGUACAUUCGAACGCCUUUGUCAAGAAUGAAGCUUUUUGGAAGUGAUGAACAGAAUUGAUGGAUGGUAUGUUUUUCUUGUUACGAUUUGAAUCCUUGUUAGCUUGAGAUUCAAUGAGUUUCUGCUCUUAAAAAACUGCUAUAGUUUACCUUAGAAUAAAGAUGAUGAUAAUGAGGUAUUGUUAUUGAUGGGUUUAACAUGAACUUUUAUGGUACCCUCUUGUUGUAUCUGCUUGAUGGAGCAUAGUUUUGAAAUAUAACAUUUGUGAUAAUUUGUUGUUUCAAGUACUUGAUAUGCAUAAUGUAGGAUUUUUUCAAGUAA
Molecule: messenger RNA, 1367 nt
Organism: Erigeron canadensis
Lineage: Eukaryota; Viridiplantae; Streptophyta; Magnoliopsida; Asterales; Asteraceae
Product: protein SLOW GREEN 1, chloroplastic
Exons: 1
Coding region: 135-1106 (323 amino acids)
Molecular function (GO): protein binding
Source: RefSeq, a predicted model, not a curated record